AUGAGCCUGCCACUGCCUGCUACGGCCCUGACUUUCUUUGGCUUCCUCCUGCUACACCAUGGAUCGCAAGGGCGCUUGCUCCCCAUGGCCGAUCUGAGAGGGAAUGUUCCUGAAGCCCACCAGUCCACCUCUGACUCCAGCUCUGUUCCUCCUCAUGUUCUCCUGAGUUCCAUCUCCCCCAGAUCCUCCCAGCUGCCCCAAAAUGGGGUUUCCUGUAAAGACUUGAUGCCUGAUGCCCUGGAAGGUUUUGCUGAAGUCCCCAGGCUCUCCCAGACCCUCAUUCGAGCCACGUUGGCCCUUGCCCUGCAAGGGGCAGGCUGUAGCUGGCAUGCGGAAACCCUGGUCCUGCACCUCUACAAGGAGCUGGGACAGGCAGAUGCCGACGACCUCCUGUUUGCGAUGGCGGGGGCUCUGGGGACGGCUCGCUCCCCAGGCCAGAGGAAGAUCAGUCUUGCCUUGCAGUUCAACUUGGACCAGCUAACGCUCACCCAGGUCCGGCACUGCAAAGGUCUGAUGCAGGUGAAUGGAUCCCUCCUGCACGGCCAGGUGCACAGUGUCUACCCAGGGUUUCUGGCGGCUUCUACAGCCUGCCACCGUCUAAGAGAUUCUUGUGCUGGAGUGGCCUCCAAUGGCAGCAGUUUCUUCCACGUGGUGAAUCGAGAGGGCAGCUGCUUCCUGCCCCACAGUGGUGCCCGUUCCUGGCUGCAUCAGUGUCACAGGCUUGCAAGAGUCCGGCGUUCCACUCCAGAAGAUUGUGUUAGUGAAAUGGAGCAACAAAUACAUGCAGUUGUGGACUGGAUUCCUAUGGUCAGCACUUUCUACAACCUUGCAACCAGCAUCUACUUUGCAACCCAGAACUGCCCAGUACUAGCGCAGGAACGUGCUAUAGAUGGUGCAAUAGACAUGGGUCAUGAUGCACUGCUAGCUGUGACAGGCGGGGCAAGUGGCAUUAUUGGGAUGGGGAUUUACACAGGACUAAAGCCAGGGGUCAAAACUGCUGUGCGUGCUUUGAUCCACUACUUCAAACAUAAGGAAGAGCCUUAUCCUGUCCCCUCCAGUUACUCUGGCCCAGUCAUCAUUAUCUAG
Messenger RNA from Rhineura floridana, 1086 nucleotides. RefSeq lists its product as uncharacterized. The record is from RefSeq and is a predicted model, not a curated record. The transcript has a single exon. Lineage: Eukaryota; Metazoa; Chordata; Lepidosauria; Squamata; Rhineuridae. The coding region runs from base 1 to 1086 and encodes 361 amino acids. Gene Ontology annotation, biological process: cholesterol metabolic process.